CUGCGGAACUAUUUUGAAAAUUUGCAUACGGCUCUGGCGUGUCCGGAUACUGAGACCCCAUUUUCUGAUCUUCGCGAUGUUUUGCAACGGUUAUUACCAUAUCACGCAUACGGUGAACCGAAUCUCAGUGAUGAGCAUUUGGAACAAUUCGAUACUAAUUAUAUGCGGACCAACAUUAACUUAUAUGAACAAAGGAAGCAUUUAGAAAAGCGGUUACGAAAGGUGUUAUUCGAUGAGGCAUUGCAUGGUACUGAAGCUGAAGAACGGAAUUUGUUGCUAUUUCUUGAUGGUGAAUAUGAAAAGCGAAAGCUCGAGGAAGAGAAGGAGCUCGUAAAGCAGGGCAAUAUCGAAGAAUUCGUACGUGAUAGCGCGAUUGUGGCUGCCUUACGUGAUUCGGACUAUGAAGUAGCAGAGAAACCGAAGGCAGCGACUCCUUCAACGAGGCCAUCCAGCUCGAAAUCGCUCAUGCAGCAGUAUGAAUAUCACCCAUUUGAUGAAACUCCUCGAGUGGUCUCGCCGUACAAGUCGCCUUCACCCUUCAAGUCGCCUGCUAGUAGCAUUCGGUAA
Cooperia oncophora is the source of this 567-nucleotide messenger RNA. The record is from the annotation of a GenBank genome assembly. Lineage: Eukaryota; Metazoa; Nematoda; Chromadorea; Rhabditida; Trichostrongylidae.